ACAAUGCCGGAAGUCAAGAACAGAAAAACUACGUACUGAUAUGACAGUUGUGUUUAUCUCUGCUUUUGGGGGGAAUGAGUUGAUAUAGUAUUUUGGAAUUAUCAUCGGUGGAUCACAGGAAUCCCAAGGGCAGGUCAACAUUUCUGCCAAGCCUUUAUGUUUUCCCCAGAUUAACAAUGGCGAGCUCCAAAUACGUUUCGACGAAGGAGACAACCCACGCUGCCCGUCUGUCCCGGUUAUUAGUAGAUCCCUGUACGGAUCUCUUCAGGGACCUUCUCAGAAACCAAAUUACAGAAGUCCAGUUCCCGCUCGUCCUACAAAACAAGAGAUCGCUCCUAAGUCCCAUCCUAAACAAAGUUCAGAGAGACUUUCUCUAUCCUCAAAUAGGAUCCUUUCAGGGAACAUACGCAGAUUUCGACCUUUCUCUGUUAUAUGUCCUGCUUAGAAAUAUAUCCAAAAUACCCCCUCAUAGAAAAGGAUGGGCCAAAACUCCACAUCCGUCCGAUCGAUCCACCUCUGCUAACAUCGACCGCAUCAGAGAGAUCAGGAACGUCUAUUGUGGGCACGCGGCCAGCGUCUCCCUGUCCGAUCCUAAAUUUCAUACCCUCUGGCACGAGCUGAAUGUAAUUAUAGGCGAGCUUGAGAGCGGCCUUCCUGGAGGAUGCACCACGUACACAGACGCUGCCAAGCUUCUGAAAACUGGGACCAUGGACCCUGAACAAGAAAAGCAAUAUUUAGACAUUAUUGAUUCUCAGACCAAAUCCUUAGAUGACAUUAUGGAUAGGCAGCAAGAACAGGUCACAUCUAUAAAGGAGCUCAAAGACACUCAACAUGAACAGGAGAGACGAAUCACCGGAAUAGAGUCGGAACACAGGGAAUUAGAGAAGAAGGUUCAAAGUUCAAAGGAACACUUGACUCAAGAGGGGAUAAACAUUUUAGAGAACACAGAAGCAGUUCUCUUGGCACACAAAUCACGACCUGUGUACACAAAGACCUCGGCAGUGGACGUCACGAUAGAGAAGCUUAAAGAUGACCACAUCGCCAUUCUGACCGGGAAAGGAGGGACUGGGAAGACCACCACCGCCUACCAAGUCAUGUGUGAAAUGUCCGGCGAUUCGUUAGAGUCACCGUAUAUACCCGUCCUUGUAAAGUAUCCAGAGGAAUGGAACAAGGCGAUCAACCCAAAACACCGAUACGUUGUCUACAUUGAUGAUUUUCUGGGCUACACCAAUCUGGACGUUGGAGCUGUUGAGAAAUGGAAGAAUCAGUUAGAUGUGAUAUUUUCGUGUGCCAAAACUGGGAAUGUGGUCACCAUGUUAGGCAUGAGACAAAAUGUCCUAGAAGAAGCCAGGAAAUUUUGCGUGCAUGAAAUUCUUCAAGAAGAAAAAUGCAUCGAUUUUUCGUCAAAAUAUACGAUUACUGAGGAAGAAAAAGAAUACAUGUUGAGAGCUUUCGAGGAACACUACACCUUUAAGGCUUCAGAUCUCUGUGGGGAAAAUUUCACGGAAUUUGCAAGAAAGAAUGGCGAAGAUGCCAUUUAUACACUAACGGAUCACGACAGAAGAGUUAUGAAGUCUGCUAAUCCCUAUUUUGGAUUUCCUCUGACUUGCUGUCAAUUCUUUUCAAGGCGCGAGUUUUUCCAACUUGGUACUUCCUAUUUCAAGCAUCCUAAUGAAAAAUUACUUUCUGCCAUAGAGAGUAUGCGAAAAUCAAAAUUACUCCCUGAAAAGAUGAAAUACUGCGUCCUAACGUACGUAUUUCUGCUUGGGAAUAUCGAUACCAAAAAUUUACGGGAGGACGUGUUCAAAGAUGUUUUUGAAAAGGUAAGAAUUUCUGAGGACAUCAACGACGCGGAUAUUUCGGACGCCAUUGAAGAUUUAGUUGGCGUGUACCUAUCGGCGGAGACAACUAAGACGGAGGUGUAUAAGUUUUCACACGAAACUGUACUGGAGUCUGUGUUGAUAUCAUUUGGGAAACUUGCUCCUGAAAUUGUGAUAAAACAGUGCAGGAAAUGGCAACUGGACGAGUUGAUACGUACUCAAAACUAUGAGCCAAAACCCGGGGAAGUUGUUCUGAAGAUCGCAAGACGUUAUUAUGGCGACCUGGCGCAAAAACUGCUGCAUGAAGAUCCGGCAUAUAAUCUGCUGCAGGCUGGCGAAGGCGUCAUGAUGGUGGCAAUGGACAUUCUGCGUCAUCCUCUAUCCGAUGAUGUGGAGUUUGUGUCCGUUUUGUUGGGUUCUGAUGCGUCCGAGAAAAUGUCUGAAAUUCUAUCCGAGAUUUGGAAGAUGUUGCGUUAUUCUGACAAAGAAAACGACAGACAGGAUAUAUUACUGUGUGAACUGUUGGAUCGGUAUGGCCCCCAUACUGACCCGGGGGUACAAGUGACGCAUGAUAGUAACCAUGGAAACGUGGAAACAACGGAACCUUUGUCUGAGGAACCCGGUACUUCUACACAACCAAGUGGGGUCAUUGGGCUUUUCAAAACACAGAUGACACAAAUGCUGAGCAUGCUAUUAACGACGUCACAAACACAGACUCCUCCCACCGCUCCUAUCCCACAGGUGCCCAUAGAACAGGUGGAAGUACCACAAAAACCGAUUUUCGUAAUCUCUGUUGAGGAAUUUAAGGAAUUCCUCUUCUUGAAUUUUAGCAACGGCACUGGUAAAUGUUACCUGCUUUCGAUAAUGAAAUACUUCCGAAAAUUCAGCAGUUUGCAUUACCUUCUAACUGACCACGGGGUGGGUCCACUCGGGCUUUCCCUGCUCCACUGCUGUGUUCUUCAUGGAUGGGAGGACCUGGUUGAUUUGAUCCUCGAGUUUCACACACCGACCAAAACAAAGUGGAAGUUCUGGUCGUGCUCGCACCUCGCGGCCUACGCGGGGCGGUUGUCUUUGCUUGAGAAAUUCGUUCGUUUAGGACAGGAUUUAUCUGAGAGAACGGGGGAUGGUUAUUCAGUGUUGCAGACAGCCAUUUUAGGUCUUCGAUGUGGGCCUGGUGCGGUAUACUAUCCCUCAAGUAGUAUUGAUACGGGAUUUCAAUUUCAGUUACUCCUUCCAUUUCCGGAGUUAGCCGACUUUACGAAGGUGAUCACGUUCUUAUUGCAAAGCGGUGAGCACAUUGACCGGAACGUAGCUGACCCCGUCGAUAACUUUGGCAACAACAUCGUGCAUUAUCUAGCUAUACACGAUUAUAAAGAUAUUCUAAAUCUUUUCCUGGAUCUUAACAAAGACAUUGUGUUUCACCGCGGAAAUACUGAACUACCCACGACAUUACACGUGGCCGUGUAUCUGGGUAGACCGGAACUUGUAAAAGCAUUGUGGGAGGCAGGGGUACGCCCACGUGACUCGGAUCUGUCUCUUCAGGACACGCUUGAUAGCGGGGAAAAGUUGUGUGGCAAAAGGGUUGCGUACACCAUAUUUCAAAAGGACAGUGGACACAAUGAAAAUGAUGAUUUUGCAGCUGGUAUGGCGAAUAUUUUAGAGAGAUGGGAGACAAGCAAUGAUGCGGAAACAAUGUCCAAGCUUAAUAGUGAAGUAAUGGAGAUUUUUAAUAGCAUGAAAGAUUUAUCUAAACAAGAUGAAAAAUCUGAGAAAAACGAACAAAAAAGCAUUGUCGAGGAUUUGCAGGAUUCUCCGACUUUUUGCUGGAGUGACGGGGAGACCGAUAUACCGAGUAUAAAACUGAAAACCAUCAAAAAUCUAAGUGUGACAUUCGGCAGCAUUAACGACUUCAAACAGAUAAGCGACAGUCUGAAAUCGGCGCAAAAUUGACCCACCUGAGGAACGAAGCCAAGAGAUUCGGCAGUUUAAGGACUUGAUACAAGAAAAUUUGUACCCCUUUCCUUUUUACCUUGCCCAGGAGGGGCGAAUUUAAAACUGAAAGAAUUCGAAGCAUUGCACAGAUACAUAAUGUGCAUAUAGUUCGUCUAAGUGGCAAGAAUUUGUACACCGAUGUCAUGAGUAUGCAAAUAGACAGGGAGGGGUUGUUUUAUGAUUAUUCUUCACGGCAGAUAUACACUUUCUUUGGGGUCAUUGGGUUUCAAAACAAACCUGUGAUUAAUCUAAACUGAGGCUACACAAUUUAUUGUUUGAUAUAUCUUGGGUUCAAUGGGGUGUUGUUGUUGAAUAGGUGUCAUUUUCAAUCGCCACUACGAGAAUCUGUGAUGAAUAAAUGAAAACGAAACGGGGUUAACUAACAACAUAAGGAAUUUCUUCAUCGAAGUUUCUGUAAAGUAAAUAAUGAGACAAUAUAUAUAUUUAAAUUUACAACCGAUGUACAGUGUAGAUGUAUUCACCUUCAGGUUCAUGAAUAUAGUAACAUACUUUUAUAAGAUGAAACUGUUGUUUGGUAAUUAAACUAAAUUGUA
Ostrea edulis (European flat oyster) is the source of this 4366-nucleotide messenger RNA. RefSeq lists its product as uncharacterized. Gene Ontology annotation, molecular function: protein binding. The transcript is spliced from 7 exons. NCBI's taxonomy places the organism in Eukaryota, Metazoa, Mollusca, Bivalvia, Ostreida, Ostreidae. The record is from RefSeq and is a predicted model, not a curated record. Bases 177 to 3770 code for a protein of 1197 amino acids.